Tricharina praecox is the source of this 1496-nucleotide messenger RNA. RefSeq lists its product as uncharacterized. Lineage: Eukaryota; Fungi; Ascomycota; Pezizomycetes; Pezizales; Pyronemataceae. The record is from RefSeq and is a predicted model, not a curated record. The transcript is spliced from 6 exons. The coding region runs from base 149 to 1285 and encodes 378 amino acids.
UACAACAGUGUGGGGUUCGCGCCAAGCAACGACGCGACUCCCAGUGCAGUCCCCCAGUCUCGCCCAGACCAGCAGGGUAGUUAGAGCACCUCGCGCUAUCCACCCAGAGCUACCUCAUGCUCUACAGAGCUCCAUUCACACCGAUGUAAUGUCCGUCCCGACCCCCUCUCGCGACUCCCGCGCUUCCGCCGACACACCCGACGCGCGCGAAUACCUCGCAACCCUCGUGCACACGCUGAGUGACAUCGAGCUGGCGCUGCUGCUGUGUCUCGUUGCGGACCGGCACUGUAUUCUGACCACGGAGGCGGGCUAUGUCGCGACGCUGGAGGAGGCGGUUGAGAUUACUGCGCAAUCGAAGUUCGCCCUUGCGGUACGCAGCGUGCAAUGUGUGCCCGAGAUGACGCUCGAGGAGUUUGUGGCCGCCGUUACGGGCGGCGAGGAGAGGAGAGGGUCGUCGGAGGAUGUGGCCCGCCAGUCGACACUGGGAAUUCCGAACGUGCUGGUCCUUUGCGAUCUGGAGAGUGCGGGUCAACUGGUUCAGGCGCAGGUGCUCGAGCUGAUGCGGACAAGAAAAAUCACUACUACCGCGGGCACCACGGUGGUUGUGCCUGAAAGGUUUUUGAUCAUUGCGCUUAUGGCGAAGAUGAGUGGAAGGCUGAGGUUGUUAAGUCACUUGCAAGAGCAAUUCUUCAUCUCGCACCAUCACUCGCCGCCGGACUCGGGCGACGGCGACGACGACGACGCAUCCUACACGGAGACGGACACAGACUCGAUUUCGUACAACCGGCAGCUACACACGCGCCCUCCCACAGCAUCGGACACAUCCUCGCUCGCCUCAGUAGUCAUACGCAAAUACCCAUCGUUCCAACCGCCGCCACAGCCCGAGACUCCGCCAAUCCCCGCCGAGAUCAUCACCGAAACCCGUGCCCUCGCCGCCGACGUGUGCGUCAGCACCGAGAUUCGUCGGUACUUGCUCGACAUAAUCGUGUUCCUACGCAUGCACCGAGCCGUUCGCGGCGGGGUGACGGCGCAGGCGACGGUGGAUUUCGAACUGCUCGUUCGAUGCCUCGCGCCCCUCCAUAAUCUGGAUUUUGCCACGCCAGCGCUGGUGAGUCUCGCGGCGUUUAAGGUGUACGCGCACCGCAUCGCGCUAGCGACAUCCGCCGACGACGAGAGGAGCACGCUCUGGGGAAGCUCUAAACAGGCUGCCGAGACGUAUCUUGCGCGCAUCGAUGUGGAGGCAGUUAUUGAGGAUGUUUUGGCGGGGGUCAAGGCGCCCGUGUGAGCUAUCGUGCUGCUUGUAAUCAGGGUUGUUUUAUCGAGAUUUGCGUCGUAUUUCUGUCGACUCCGUCAUAUGUAUCUUGGAUUCUUAGUGCACCCCGUAUCAUCCGAGUGAGGUAAUCCUGAGAUCGUGCCGGCCGACGUGGGCGUGGGCGUGGGGUGCGCAUGUAUGUAGCUCUUAUCGCUGGACCCUGCCGACGGGCCCCGCCUAACCG